This is a messenger RNA of Fraxinus pennsylvanica, 639 nucleotides long. The record is from the annotation of a GenBank genome assembly. Lineage: Eukaryota; Viridiplantae; Streptophyta; Magnoliopsida; Lamiales; Oleaceae.
AUGGAAAGAUUGGUGUUGGCUUGUGGUGGAGAGGCUGUAAAUUCGGUUGAUGACCUAAACCCUGACUGCCUUGGCUGGGCUGGAUUGGUCUAUGAACAUGUCCUUGGAGAAGAAAAGUAUACAUUUGUGGAAAAUGUGAAAAAUCCACACUCUUGUACAAUCCUCAUCAAAGGACCUAAUGAUCAUACAAUUGCUCAGAUUAAGGAUGCAGUUCGUGAUGGACUAAGGGCAGUCAAAAAUACCAUUGAAGAUGAAGCUGUUGUACUGGGUGCUGGGGCUUUUGAGGUUGCAGCCAGACAAUACCUUUUUAAUGAAGUGAGGAAAACUGUUCAAGGGCGUGCUCAACUGGGUGUGGAAGCUUUUGCUGAUGCCCUCCUCGUGGUUCCAAAGACACUUGCUGAAAACUCUGGCCUGGACACACAAGAUGUAAUUAUUGCGCUUACGGGAGAACAUGACAAGGGAAAUGUAGUAGGACUUAGCCAACACACUGGAGAACCUAUUGACCCCAAUAUGGAGGGGAUCUUUGACAAUUACUCUGUAAAACGUCAAAUCAUCAACUCAGGCCCUGUAAUUGCUUCGCAGCUGCUAUUAGUGGAUGAAGUUAUCCGUGCUGGGCGUAACAUGCGGAAGCCAAAUUAA